GCUAGUGUGAAUCGAAGUCUGAUCUCUUUUUUGUGCUAUAUCCAAUUUAUUUUACAUGUCCUAGUAGUUUCAGCUAUAUUUCAAUAAUGGAUUCGGAAUUGUGCACUAUUUAUUGCGGGAGCUUAUCACCCAAAGUAACAGAGGAACUACUGUAUGAACUUUUUUUACAGGCAGGGCCGUUGAAAUCCGUAAAGAUCCCAAAGACUCUUCAAGGUGAAUCUAAAUCAUUUGGAUUUAUCGAGUAUCAGCAUGAGUGUUCAGUGGAUUAUGCCAUUCAACUUUUUCAUCACACUACCCUUUUUGGCCAGGAACUUCAGCUCAAACGGAGAAAACAGAACAAUCCAGGACACCCACCUACUGGACAGAUGUCAGGGAUGCAUCGCACGAGCAGUCUUCCAGUUAUGAUGAAUUUCCCCAUGCAAGCCUCUCAAUUGUUUUACAGGCCGCCAUUCUUAACAGACCUUAUGUAUCCACCAAUAAGAAACAUGCUCAAUUAUGGCCUUGUUAUGACUCCACCUAUGGUGCCUUGCCAUUUGCGCUUUGAUGAAGCUGGUUUGCCAAACAGAGACUUUGUUCCAACUUCAGCUAUCUUGAAUGUACAAUGUAAUGAUAUAGCUAUACCAUUACAUCAAGAAACAGAUCACGCUAAUAGCAGGCAUAAAUCUUCCCAUGAGGAAAGUGGCAUUAAUAAACGAAGGAAAAGCAGUAACAGUAGCUUCAAUCCUAGCAGGCAGGAAUAUGACCGGGAUGACAAAAAAGCAAGAUAUUCGCAUUCAGACAAGCCCGAAAAUCAUCGGGAUAGGCAAGAGGAUGGAGGAAGUGAGGCGAGGUCUAGAGCGUCUUGUAAUGAUUUGCGAGAAACUAGACGUUUUCACAGAAAUGACCACCGAUCUAGUAGACGAGACUAUAUAGACAUUGAUGAAGACGGGAAACGUCGCCGCUGGGACGAACAUAGCAGGAGUAGAUCGCGCUACGAUGAUAGACGUCGAGAGAGCAGAUCGCGUCGCGAUAGACCCGAAAACCGGGAACGGCAUUACAUUGACUAAACGCCUACAUUACCUCCUACAGGAACAGAUAGUUCAAAUCAUGAGACAUUUUUGAGUUUUGAUUUAGUUUUCUAUUGCUGAAUUUCUGAAAUUUCAUGCUCAUAUAAUCGCAAGUUUUGACUUAACCGACAUUAUUGUUUUUCUGAUGCGUCCGUGUUUGUCAUUCUUUAGAAAAAUGUCCGGUAGGUAAAAAAUAAUUUUUAUAAAAAUA
This is a messenger RNA of Daphnia carinata, 1257 nucleotides long. RefSeq names its product splicing regulator RBM11-like. Gene Ontology annotation, biological process: regulation of alternative mRNA splicing, via spliceosome. The coding region runs from base 87 to 1046 and encodes 319 amino acids. Lineage: Eukaryota; Metazoa; Arthropoda; Branchiopoda; Diplostraca; Daphniidae. The record is from RefSeq and is a predicted model, not a curated record. Gene Ontology annotation, molecular function: single-stranded RNA binding. The transcript is spliced from 3 exons. Gene Ontology annotation, cellular component: nucleus.